AUGGCAUGCUCCUGCCGGGACCUGGCAACAAAUCGGGAGGAGCAGGGUAGGGGAGCCAUGGAUGAGGAGUUGAGGGUGCUGGCUGCCGGCGGUGGUGGUGGAGAUUGGGCGUUACCACUGAUUCAGCCGCAGCCGCAGCCCCCUGCUUCCGCCGCCGGCCACCGGCUGCGCCUGCUCCCUUUGCGCGCGGCGUGGGGCUCUUCGCGGUCACCAACAGCCUCCACAACGAGGAGGGCGUCCACCGCGCGUCGUCUUCAGCCGCCGCGCGUCGUCUUCAAGGACGAGGUCUACCCUGAGGGGACUCACCUCAUCGUCCCAUUAAUCGAGAGGCCCGUCAUCUGCAACGUCCGCGCCCGACCCAACCUCGUCGAGAGCACUUCCGGGAGCAGGGACCUUCAGAUGGUAACGUUUGCCUCUCCAGAUCCUUCGACUGAAUGUUGUAGCAUGCUAAUUUACAGCUUGAGGCGUGGUUUAGCUGCUGAAUCUGCAGGCCAAGUCCAUGUUUGGGACCAAACCCAAGGGGUCUGCUUUUAGUAGCACAUAUUGCUCUGUUAUUUUUUGGCCUGUAAUAGGAUUGGGCACUUGUAUGAAGGUUUAUUAGGAAUUUGGAUAGACGGAUAGGGUAUGGUACAUGUUAGUAUCAUUUCUGAGCAUGUGCUGUAAUU
This is a messenger RNA of Lolium rigidum, 665 nucleotides long. RefSeq lists its product as uncharacterized. Gene Ontology annotation, cellular component: mitochondrion; membrane. Gene Ontology annotation, biological process: mitochondrion organization. The transcript is spliced from 3 exons. Lineage: Eukaryota; Viridiplantae; Streptophyta; Magnoliopsida; Poales; Poaceae. The coding region runs from base 1 to 534 and encodes 177 amino acids. The record is from RefSeq and is a predicted model, not a curated record.